Impatiens glandulifera is the source of this 1431-nucleotide messenger RNA. RefSeq names its product 7-deoxyloganetic acid glucosyl transferase-like. Lineage: Eukaryota; Viridiplantae; Streptophyta; Magnoliopsida; Ericales; Balsaminaceae. The transcript has 2 exons. The record is from RefSeq and is a predicted model, not a curated record. Gene Ontology annotation, molecular function: UDP-glycosyltransferase activity. The coding region runs from base 1 to 1431 and encodes 476 amino acids.
AUGGCAUUAGAAAUCCCUUCUCACGUAAUCGUCUUUCCAUUUCCGGUCCAGGGCCAUGUCAACUCCAUGCUAAAACUCUCCGAGCUCCUCUGCCUAUCUGGAAUCCACGUCACAUUUCUCAAUUCCGACCAUAACCAUUGCCUUUUCUCAACCUCGGACAUCCGGUCCUAUCUCCUCUAUCGCUAUCCCGACCUCUUCAAUUUCGCCACCAUCUCCGACGGACUUUCCGAUGAUCACCCUCGCUCUGGUAACCGAAUAAAGGACCUUUUCAAGGCCAUUGAAAUUACCCUUAUUCCCUUAUUCAAGGAUAUGCUAAUCUCCGGUAGGUUAAACUUAAAAUUCGGGUGUUUUCCGACAUGCAUUAUUAUUGAUGGUACAAUGUGCUCUGCCAUUAACGUUGGAAAAGAUAUGGGGAUUCCGGUAAUUGUUUUCCGCACUAUUAGCGCGAGCUGCUUUUGGGCUUUCUUUAACAUUCCCAACCUCAUUGAAUCUAAUGAGAUUCCUCUCAAAGACAAUUGUGACAUGGACAAAUAUGUAGAAAGUGUUCCCGGAAUGGAAAAGAUACUCCGAUUGCGCGACUUGCCCGGUUUCUGUAGAGCUGCGGAUUCAUCAGACUUCGGCUUACAGAUGAUGAUGAACCAAACUCAGCUCACGAUCAACGCGCAUGGCCUGAUCUUGAACACGGCUGAAGAAUUAGAAGAAGAAGCACUAACUCAAAUACGUCGCCUCAUCCCUAAUGUCUACACCAUUGGCCCCCUCCAUGCACUUCUCAAUUAUCGGCUGCCAUUAACAACUCGACCUUCAACUAGCCUAUGGGAGGAAGACCGGAGCUGCAUGGCGUGGCUAGACUCGCAACAUCCAAGGUCAGUUAUUUACGUCAGCUUCGGGAGCAUAGCAGUUAUGAAAAGCGAAGACAUUGUUGAGAUCUUGCAUGGUUUGGAAAACAGCGGCCGACCUUUCCUAUGGGUGUUUAGGCCGAAUUCAGUGCAUGGAGUUUGGCCGGUUCGCGAACUAGGAUCUAUUGGUGUGAAGAAACAGGGGUAUAUGGUGGAGUGGGCGCCACAAGAGGAGGUGUUAGCACAUCCAUCGGUGGGAGGGUUUUUAACUCAUAGCGGUUGGAAUUCAACAUUGGAAAGCUUGGUGUCGGGUGUGCCGAUGAUUUGUUGGCCAUACUUUGGCGACCAACAGGUUAAUAGUCGUUUUGUUGGGGAGGUGUGGAAAACAGGACUCGAUAUGAAGGACUUGUGUGACCGAAAGGUGGUGGAGAAGAUGGUUAAUGAAUUAUUGGGAGUAAAGAAAGACAUGUUUUUGGAGUCCACUAAAGUGAUGGCAAAGCUUGUCAACAAGUCUUUGGUUAUGGGUGGAACCUCGUCUAAUCAUCUAGACCGCUUGAUUAAUGACAUCAAAGUGAUAGUCAACAAAUUCAAUUAA